AUGCGCCGUUUCUUCAAACAUGUCUCCUCCAAACUGAAGGAUGGACGACACGUUAAGUUUCCAACCUCAUACGAAACUAAUCCGGACCGCGAAGACAUCGAGAACCCCGACUACGCGGUAGGAUGGACCUUGAAAAACGUACCCUUUGAACUACGACCCUCAGGUAGGCCCAACCAACCCGAUCAAAGAGACGCGGACGACGCGGACGAUGAGAAUGAGGACGAUAAGGAGGAGCAAGAUGAUGAAGAUAAGGAAGAUGAGAGUGAUGAGAGCGACGGCAGCAGCGAGGAAGAAGGGGACGACGAUAGGUCUUCGAGCGCUGUGUCACAGUCAGCCCCGAAAGGUCCGGAGGAAUUGGUCCCCGUAGGCCCGGACGGCUUCAUCCAAAGGCGUGCCCUGAAAAGCGUCGCAUUGGGCGUGUGGAUUCGCAAACACAAGAAAACCCUCUCAUCCACCGAUUUCGAGGAUCUUUCCACAGAGCUUAGGCCCUGGCAGCUUGUCGGUGUCUCAAUACUCCGAGAGAUGCUGAGAGGCCCUCACAGGGGCGGCAUUCUGGGCGAUGGUAUGGGCCUUGGGAAGACGUUGACAGCGAUAGCUGUUGGUCUCCGAAGUCCUAAUGAGCCCUACAAAGGACCCGUGGUUAUCCUGGCUCCCAAGGGGGUUCACUCGACGUGGCAAGACGAACUCAAGUUUCACUUCAAGAAGGAUCGCCAGCCAAAGGUGCUCGUUCUUAGCGACAACCACACUCUUACCGACCGCAUUCUCAGCGAGAAGAUCGACUUCAUCAUCACCAGUUACCAUUGGUUGAUGAACCGGGAGCAACAGCUCGGCGUGGCCGAAACCACGAGUUUUGUAAUGCAUAUAGGAGGAAAAGACUCAGCAAAGGCCACAGGUCUUCAGACCUCGCAGAUGACCCCUCAACGAGUCACGCACGCCAUCAACUCCACCCCCAUGCAGCUGUGGGGAGCUACCAUUCCGUUGCUGAUUAUGGACGAGGCGCAUACAGUCAAGAACCACACCGGAGAGAUGCAUAAGGCGGCGUUGAUGCUCAAAUACGACACCUUCCUCGCUCUCAGUGGAACGUUUAUGCCCAACCGCUGGCAUGACAUCUAUGGCCUCGUCGAGUACCUGCCCAGAAACCCAUUCAGCUCUUUCAAGGACUUCGUCAGUUGCUUUGGAAAAAUGCAAGGAAAAAAAAUAUCGGCCACAUGCGACACCGAAGGGCUUAUCUCUUUUCUCGAUUCGAUUGUAGUCGCACGUCCUCAGAGUGUCAUGGAGCUGUCGGGCCUGGAAGAACACAAGGUCGAUGCACCGCUCCCUCAGGAGAGGGUAUUCAUCGUCGCAUCGCUCGCCGAAAAGUUUUAUCGACUUGCCCGCAUGGGACCCGGAGAAGAGAAACCGUAUACCGGCACAAGCAUCAACUUGGCUCUCUGUAAAUGCACUGAAGCGGAACUAGCCUCGGUCUCAGAACUCCUGGGUCGCGAUUCGGCACAACCCAUCGACACCACGGCGUUCAGUAAGUGGCUGGAACGGAAGGGCAUAGCCGCCGAGGACGCAAGCCCUGAAACUCUGCUCCAGUGGGUACAAAGCUGUGAGCCGAGAUCCAAGGAGCAAGCGGUCACAGAAGAUGGUGAUGAUCCAGGCGACGUUAACUACGUGCCCGGACAGCCCGAAGAGGCUGACGAAGAUAAAGAGGUGGCGGACGAGUCUGGCGGAGAGAAUGACGCUCUGGAUAACAUGGGCAAUGAAGACUACUACGCCGAGCAGACGACGGGCCGCCGCGGAAUGCGAAGGAACGCCUGGCUCGAAAAGCUUGAGGGGGCAGACCCCUCCUUGUACCUCGAAGAGCCGCGCAUCAAGGCAGUCUUACAAACUCUCAAGACCAUCUACGAAUCGGAGAGCAAACCCGACGUCAAGGUACUGGUCUUCUCGAGAUUCGUACGCGUCCUGGACAUCAUCGAAAAGGCUGUGUCGACGACGGAGGUCCACCAGAAGGACGAUGACCUUCAGCCCAGAAUCCUGCGCUUCGAUGGGACCAGAUCGCAGCAGCUGAGAGACAACGUCCGACACGAAGUCCAGAAUGGAAACGGUCCGGUUAUCGUCCUUAUGACCAUCGGUGCUGGAGGCGUGGGCCUCACCCUGACGGCGGCAAACCACGUAAUCAUGUGUGAGCCCCAGUGGACAAGGGCCGUCGAACUCCAGGCCAUCUCCAGAUGUUACCGGCAAGGCCAAAAGGAGAUAGUCCACGUUUGGACCAUCAUAUCCAGCAAUUCCGCCAUGGAGUUGUAUAUCCGCUCUUGCUCACACCAGAAGGCCAAGGUCAUCAACGGAAUCGCCAAGAGACUGGUGAGGGAAGACCAAGACACCUACGCCACUGCGUGGGACGGAAUGGAUUCUUACUACAUUGACGACGAAGGCGGUCCGAAUUUCGAGUUCACGGAGUGGGCUGACACAGGAUUGACAUUGUAG
Molecule: messenger RNA, 2469 nt
Organism: Colletotrichum destructivum
Lineage: Eukaryota; Fungi; Ascomycota; Sordariomycetes; Glomerellales; Glomerellaceae
Product: Putative helicase, P-loop containing nucleoside triphosphate hydrolase, SNF2-like domain superfamily
Exons: 3
Coding region: 1-2469 (822 amino acids)
Biological process (GO): DNA repair
Cellular component (GO): nucleus
Molecular function (GO): ATP binding; ATP-dependent chromatin remodeler activity
Source: RefSeq, a predicted model, not a curated record